This is a messenger RNA of Nezara viridula (southern green stink bug), 1389 nucleotides long. The record is from the annotation of a GenBank genome assembly. NCBI's taxonomy places the organism in Eukaryota, Metazoa, Arthropoda, Insecta, Hemiptera, Pentatomidae.
AAAUAAUAAUUGCAUCAACCUUGCAAUUCCUGCAAUUGGAAUUCCUUGAGCUGACUUGUGCGCCAUCUAUCGACGACUGUUGAAAACAAACGUACGUUAGUAACUGACUAAACAUUGCUGCUGUCUGGAUGUCGUAGUCUGGGGCUGAACUCAAUUAUGGCUACUCAAAAUCCAGGAAUGAAGAUGCCCUCUCGUCCAGCCCCUAGGGUUCCUCCAAACCAAAAACUUAGCCAAAACAUAUCACAAUCGUAUGAAAGUCCUCCAGAUCCUUUUAGUCCUCCUAAAAUGAAAUUGGAUUCAAAGAAAAGGGCUCCUCCACGUCCUCCACCACCUCGCUUAAACACGAACCAAGGUUCUAAUCACUUUAGAAGUAUAUUUGGUUCGAGCAAAAGGAAUCCGAAAAAGGGAGCUGCUACUGCGAUAGUUAAGCCACUUCCUCCUAGUACGACGGCUGUCAUCCCUACUGGCACACUUAUAGAUCUUCAAACUCCACCGAGUAGUCCGAAAUCUCAAAAAAUUUAUAGUGAAAGUAUUUGGAGUAGUGGAAACGUUAGCAAAAAUAGUUCGCCUUUUGAAAGUGGUUUCGAAGAUGAUUUUAGUUCUAUUAUAUCAUCAGCCACUACAACACCAACUACAGAUAUUUGGUCAGAUCUUUCUCCUGACAAGUCAGAAACUUUUGAAGUUCCGGUUAAAGCCAUACCUCCUCCAUCUACAUUCUCUAGUUCUAGACCCACAAUUAUUUGUUUUCCAAAGCCGAAACCGAGUAGACCUCCACCACCGCGGUUGGAUGGUUCUCCACCAAUGCCAAGUAUGCCACCGCCUCCUCCGCCUCCUAACCUCCUUGAAGUCUUGGCAAAAGGUCCUGAGAUACCUCCAAGACCACUGACACCAUAUGAGCCUAAAAGUGAUGCCGGCCUUCCUACAUGCAAAGCACAAUAUGAUUACGAUUCCAAUCAUCCAGAUGAUUUGCAAUUUAAGACCGGUGAUGUAAUAACUAUAUUAAAUAAAGAAGGUGAUGAGUGGUUCAGAGGUCGUCUUAAAGGGAAUGAGGGAAUAUUUCCUGCAAGUUACGUGACUCUUCUGCCCAACUCUGUUAAAAAACCUUUGAUGACUGUCAUAGCCUUGUUUUCAUUUACUCCUUGCAGUUGGGAUGAUUUAGAACUGCAGGAAGGAGACCAAAUACAAGUGUUGGAUCGUGUGAACGAGGAUUGGUUGUACGGAGAAUGUAUGGGUAAGAAAGGACAAUUUCCAGAAUGCUACGUCCAAGAUAUCACAGCACUCGCUGAGGAUGAUUAGGGGUACUAAUGUUGAAAGGUAAAUAAUUUAUUAUCAUUUAAUUUUAAUCUAAGGACUUUUUUUGGCUUAGAAAUAAAUAAUAAAGAGUUUUUU